UGCAUCGAUGCUGUAUAUGAGCUCAGCUGAAGGCACUGAGUGAGGCAGUGUGUUUCCAGUUGCGCCUCUCGGACAUGGAUGGGACAGAGAGGAGUCGGCAGAGCUGCGCUGCAGCUCCGCGGGCUGAGACGGACCAGGCGCAACGACAGCCCAUGAUGGAGCUGAACGGGACGGAUCACAGGGACUCGCCGUCUGAUAGAGUCACGCUUAAAAAAGAAAUCGGGCUCCUCAGCGCAUGUGCCAUUAUUAUUGGUAACAUCAUUGGUUCGGGGAUUUUCAUCUCUCCUAAGGGGGUGUUGGAGCAUGCUGGUUCGGUGGGCCUGUCCCUUAUCGUAUGGGUGUGUGGAGGAGGAAUCUGUGCUUUGGGCUCCAUGUGUUACGCUGAGCUGGGGGUCACCAUUCCCAAGUCAGGAGGAGACUACUCCUACGUCACAGAGAUAUUCGGAGGACUGGUGGGGUUCCUGCUCCUAUGGAGUGCGGUUCUCAUCAUGUACCCCACCACGCUGGCUGUCAUAGCUCUCACCUUCUCCAACUAUGUCCUGCAGCCGGCCUUCCAGAACUGUGUACCUCCAUACUUGGCCACCAGGCUUCUCUCCACCAUCUGCAUAUUGUUCCUGACGUGGGUAAAUUGUUCCAGCGUGCGCUGGGCCACCAGGAUCCAGGAUGUGUUCACGGUGGCCAAGCUGCUGGCCCUGGGACUCAUCAUAGUGGUGGGACUGGUGCAGAUCUGCAGAGGUCACUAUGAUGCUCUGAGACCCAGCCAGGCGUUUGAAUUCACACGGGACCCGUCUGUGGGGCAGAUAGCUCUGGCUUUCCUCCAGGCCUCCUUUGCCUUCAGCGGCUGGAACUUCCUGAACUACGUCACCGAGGAGGUGGUCGAGCCACGCAAGAACCUGCCCCGGGCUAUCUACAUAUCCAUUCCCCUGGUGACGUUAGUUUACACUCUGACUAACAUCGCAUACUUCUCCUCCAUGACCCCCGAAGAGCUGUUGGCAUCCAACGCCGUGGCCGUGACAUUUGGUGAGAAGUUGCUGGGCAUAUUCUCCUGGGUGAUGCCCAUCUCUGUAGCUCUGUCGACAUUCGGAGGAAUCAACGGCUACCUCUUCACUUCUUCCAGGUUGUGUUUCUCUGGAGCCAGAGAGGGUCACCUGCCUUACCUGUUGGCCAUGAUCCACCUGAAAAACUGCACCCCUAUUCCUGCUCUGCUAGUCUGUUGCGGAGCCACCAUAGUGAUCCUGUGUAUCGGAGAGACUCACAACCUGAUCAACUAUGUUUCCUUUAUUAACUUCCUGUCUUAUGGAGUGACCAUCGCUGGCCUGCUGUACUAUCGCUGGAAGAGACCCAACCUGCUACGACCCAUCAAGGUGAGUGUGUUGGUCCCAAUCAGUUACCUGGUGUUCUGGGCGGUGCUGCUGGGGUUCAGCCUGUACUCGGAGCCCGUGGUGUGUGGCAUGGGGAUCGUCAUCAUGCUCACCGGGGUACCCGUCUACUUCGUGGGGGUCCACUGGAAGAACAAGCCCAGAUGUGUCUACAGGGUCGUGGAGUGUGUGACCUACGUGGGUCAGAAGCUGUGUUUCGUGGUGUUCCCCCAAGAAGACCUGUCAGAGAUCACCCCCCUCACAUCCUCGGAUAAACACAACGACUGAACGAGCCCCCUCCCUCACAGCCUCGGAUAAACACAACGACUGAACGAGCCCCUCCCUCACAGCCUCGGAUAAACACAACGACUGAACGAGCCCCCUCACAGCCUCGGAUAAACACAACGACUGAACGAGCCCCCUCACAUCCUCGGAUAAACACAACGACUGAACGAGCCCCUCCCUCACAGCCUCGGAUAAACACAACAACUGGACAAGCCCCCUCACAGCCUCGGAUAAACACAACGACUGAACAAGCCCCCUCCCUCACAGCCUCGGAUAAACACAACGACUGAACGAGCCCCCUCACAGCCUCGGAUAAACACAACGACUGAACGAGCCCCUCCCUCACAGCCUCGGAUAAACACAACAACUGGACAAGCCCCCUCACAGCCUCGGAUAAACACAACGACUGAACGAGCCCCUCCCUCACAGCCUCGGAUAAACACAACGACUGAACGAGCCCCCUCACAGCCUCGGAUAAACACAACAACUGGACAAGCCCCCUCACAGCCUCAGAUAAACACAACGACUGAACGAGCUCCCUCACAGUCUCGGAUAAACACAACGACUGAACACCUCUCCCCCUCACAGCCUCGGAUAAACACAACGACUGAACGAGCCCCUCCCUCACAGCCUCCGAUAAACACAACAACUGAACAUCUCUCUCCCUCACGCCUCGGAUAAACACAACAACUGAACACCUCUCCCCCUCACAGCCUCGGAUAAACACAACAACUGAACACCUCUCUCCCUCACAGCCUCGGAUAAACACAACAACUGAACACCUCUCUCUCUCCGUCCAUCUAACAGCUGCCAGAACGGCCUGAUCCGUCUGCCUACCAGGAACUUUUUAAACCUCUUUCUGUUCGUUGCCUUCUACUCCCUGGAUGCAUCCCCAACUGGCACCCUAUUCCCUAUGAUAGUGCACUACUUUUGACCAAAGCACCAUGGGCCCUGGUGUAAAGUAGUGCACUACAUAGGGAAUAGAGUACUAUUUUAGGCCACACAAGGGUCUCUCCUCAAGAGUAAAGAGAGAGUUUCCAUCCUGGUACUUCUGAGAGGCUGUCUCCAGGCUCUUCCAUCCUGGUACUUCUGAGAGGCUGUCUCCAGGCUGUGUUUAGUGGGAGGGGCAUCAGGGAUCAGUAAAGGUUGUAUUGGUCGAUACACCCUCCCAAUGCCAAGACACCAUACUCAAGGAACUUUUGUUUUAUGAGAUAUUUGUUUUUGAAAUGAGUCUAAUCUUUGUCAAUUUUAUUGUGCCUUACAAGUGGGGAUAGUUAAAAAAAAAAAAAUUAUAAUAAUUAUUUGAUGCGGCCUAUUGAUUUUUGUGGUGAUAUUAAGUUUAAACUGUGUACUAUUCCAUGAUGUACAGUAGUAGUUGCAGUGGUUUUCCUUUGGCUGCACUUCCUACUACUUCCUAUGACUUCCACUGAGCUUUUUUCCCUGUAGUAACUGACCUGUAGUAACUGACCUGUAGUAACUGACCUGUGGUAACUGACCUGUAGUAACUGACCUGUAGUAACUGACCUGUAGUAACUUCUAGAGUUUGGUGUUGAUGGGAUACGGUCUGACCUGUAGUAACUUCUAGAGUUUGGUGUUGAUGGGAUACGGUCUGACCUGUAGUAACUUCUAGAGUUUGGUGGUGAUGGGAUACGGUCUGACCUGUAGUAACUUCUAGAGUUUGGUGUUGAUGGGAUACGGUCUGACCUGUAGUAACUUCUAGAGUUUGGUGUUGAUGGGAUACGGUCUGACCUGUAGUAACUUCUAGAGUUUGGUGUUGACGGGAUACCACUUGCGUCCCAAAUGGCACCCUAUUCCCUUGAUAGUGCAUUACUUUUGUGCACUACAUAGGGAAUAGGGUGCCAUCGUUGACACCACCAUAGUCUCUCUCUAUCUCUUCCUAGAAGAAGGAUGCUUCGGUUAAGCCCCAAGGCAUUCAGCAGGGAAAGCUUCCAAACUAAACCCCAGCAGCACUUAGUCAACUUGUUUCAAUCGACUUGCUUCACAAGGCAAUAUAAUAUGUUAAGUUAAAUGCCUUUUUUUUUAUAUACCAGACGCCAAGUACAUAGAGUCAAUAGUUACUUUGACAUUGACGCACAAGUACAAUGUCCACAAUUAGUGAAACUCCUGAAAAGAUAACAGAGGAUAUUGAAAACUAUUGAAAACUCCUGAAAAGACGAGAGGAGAUUGAAAACUAUUGAAAACUCCUGAAAAGACGAGAGGAGAUUGAAAACUAUUGAAAACUCUCUGGAAGUCAUUUUAGUCUAUGCAAAACAGUGUUUGGGAUUCCAUACUAGACGUGCGCCUCAAAUGGCGCCACAUUCCCUACGUAGUGCACUACUUUUGACCAGGGUCUAUAGGGUAGUAGUGCACUACUUUUGACCAGGGUCAAUAGGGUAGUAGUGCACUACAUAGGGAAUAGGGUACCGUUAGGAACAAAGCCUAGGAAUGUUCAUGCUUUUUAUUGCCUUUUUAUAGCCUGCAACACUAGAUAGUGAGGACUGAGGUUUUGCACUUUGAAUCUCUCUGCAGGGUUUUUUUUUAAAUGCAGAGGGGUAAGUAACUAUGCCACUAAUACCAAGGGACGCUUCCUGCCCAUCUGCCUAUAAACAGCACUGCCAAUCAUUAUGAAAUGAUGAGUCCACAGAGUUAAUUCACUGUGUUCCAGACGGUACUUUCAGAAUUGGAUCCACUUCCUUAUCUAAUAUCGCUGUGUUCCAGACGGUACUUUCAGAAUUGGAUCCACUUCCUUAUCUAAUAUCGCUGUGUUCCAGACGGUACUUUCAGAAUUGGAUCCACUUCCUUAUCUAAUAUCGCUGUGUUCCAGAUGGUACUUUCAGAAUUGGAUCCACUUCCUUAUCUAAUUCGCUGUGUUCCAGACGGUACUUUCAGAAUUGGAUCCACUUCCUUAUCUAAUAUCGCUGUGUUCCAGACGGUACUUUCAGAAUUGGAUCCACUUCCUUAUCUAAUAUCGCUGUGUUCCAGACGGUACUUUCAGAAUUGGAUCCACUUCCUUAUCUAAUAUCGCUGUGUUCCAGAUGGUACUUUCAGAAUUGGAUCCACUUCCUUAUCUAAUUCGCUGUGUUCCAGACGGUACUUUCAGAAUUGGAUCCACUUCCUUAUCUAAUUCGCUGUGUUCCAGACGGUACUUUCAGAAUUGGAUCCACUUCCUUAUCUAAUAUCGCUGUGUUCCAGACGGUACUUUCAGAAUUGGAUCCACUUCCUUAUCUAAUUCGCUGUGUUCCAGACGGUACUUUCAGAAUUGGAUCCACUUCCUUAUCUAAUUCGCUGUGUUCCAGACGGUACUUUCAGAAUUGGAUCCACUUCCUUAUCUAAUUCGCUGUGUUCCAGACGGUACUUUCAAAAAUGGCUUCACUGGAAGCAUAUUCCACCCACUGUGGAAGCAUAUUCCCAUUCUCACAAACAUAACAGCAUGAAAUCCUUGUUUUGUCCUCUGUGUGAGUAACUAGCUAUACUGUUACAGAUGUUACAGACCAUGCAUGUGUCUUAAAGGCCUUACACAGAGUCACACACACAGAGCCCAAUAUCAGGCUAAAGAUAUGGCUCUGGUUAUACAAUAGCUGUCCAUUUCUGGUCUCACAGACAGUCACUGUGUGUCCCUAGUCCCUCCUCCUCCUCUACAGUCACUGUGUGUCCCUCCUCCUCCUCUACAGUCUCUGUGUGUCCCUCCUCCUCUACUUUCCUCUGCAUGCUGUGGAGUUCACCAGGACUUCUCCAUGAACGGUGUGGGUCUGCUGCUUCACACACACACUGGGUGUGUUCCAGGUGGUCUGUUUUUGCAGUCAUGAUGCACAUCUCAGAAGAUUACAAUACGUCAUAUUUACGAGCUAGCCUGAGAUGUUAAAAAAAACCUCUCCGGGCAUUGUGACUCGGGAACACACCCACACCCUCAAUGCUAAUACUGUAAACAUGUCUAUGUGUUUUUCUGCAGUUUCCUUCCUAAUACUGUAAAACAUGUCUAUGUGUUUUUCUGCAGUUUCCUUCCAGCUCUCCCACAGUGAGGCGCAUGGUUAGCUCAACACAACAGUGUAAAUAUUUGUGUAAAGUAAAAGUGUCAGGGAUUCAUGGUAAACAUCGCAUUCCUCCGACGUCUUGUGAUACAUGCUAUACACACGUACAGUAACAAUGGUGUAAUUUUUGGUGAACUUUUCUGUUUUGUAAAAUAAUAUAAAAUGUAUGAGGAUAACAAUAAUAGCUUAUUAAAUAUAAUUGUGGAAAAACAAAA
Salmo salar (Atlantic salmon) is the source of this 5886-nucleotide messenger RNA. RefSeq names its product asc-type amino acid transporter 1. Lineage: Eukaryota; Metazoa; Chordata; Actinopteri; Salmoniformes; Salmonidae. Gene Ontology annotation, biological process: D-alanine transmembrane transport; D-serine transmembrane transport. Gene Ontology annotation, molecular function: neutral L-amino acid transmembrane transporter activity; L-amino acid transmembrane transporter activity. Gene Ontology annotation, cellular component: membrane. The record is from RefSeq and is a predicted model, not a curated record.